UUUGCUGGUCUAGGAUUUCGGCUUUGCUAGUUCUUUGCCUGUGAAACGGCGACGUUCCGCAAUAAUUAAUAGACCAGGGUGAAAGUCGGCAUUUUACAACAAUACGAACGAAAUUCAAAACAAAGCAAUGCGAAAAACGAUCCUUGCCUCCCCAAUCCCAUGCCCACCAGCCUCUCGCUCCCCAGUCUCUUGAAGUCUUGCAAGACAAAACUCCAACUCUAUCAACUCCACGCCCACAUCAUCCGCGAAGGCCUUGAGCAAGACCACUAUCUAGUCGCCAAACUCCUCUACCUCUCAUCGUCCCUUUCCUAUUCGGCCUCCAUCUUCGACCGCGUUUGCAGUCCCUCUACGGUAGUCUAUAACACCCUUAUCAAAUCUUACUCCUGUGGUUCCUAUUUUUUCCGAACCUUUUCACUCUUUAUUCUCAUGAAGCGGUCCGAGAACGCCCGGCCUGAUAAGUACUCGUACCCAUCGGUGUUGAAGGCAUGUGCAGGGGAGUUUAGGGUGAAGGAGGGCAUGGCGCUUCAUGGGUCUGCAGUAAGGUGCGGGGUGAAUGAGAAUGUGUUCGUGGGGUCGAGCUUGGUGGAUUUUUAUGGAAAGUGUAAGGAGAUAUCUUCCACGCGCAAGGUGUUUGAUGAGAUGCCUGAGAGGAAUGUGGUGUCGUGGACUUCAAUGGUUGUCGCAUAUGUGGCUGUAGGAGAUUUGGCUGAAGCGAGGAGGGUGUUUGAUGAAAUGCCAGUUAAAAAUUUGACAACAUGGAAUGCGAUGAUUGGUGGGUUGGUGAGAGCUGGGGAUUUGGUGAGGGCGAGAAAAGUCUUUGAUGAAAUGUCCGAAAAGAAUGUGGUUUCUUUCACGACGAUGAUAGAUGGGCAUGCUAAGGCGGGUGAUAUGGUUUCAGCUAGAGUUUUGUUUGAGCAGGCUCCGGAGAGAGAUAUUGUGGCAUGGUCGGCUUUGAUUUCUGGGUAUGUUCAAAAUGAUCAGCCCAAUGACGCUAUCAAGAUUUUUCUUGAGAUGUGUUCAAGGAAUGUUAAGCCUGAUGAGUUUAUAAUGGUGAGUUUGAUGUCAGCUUGUUCUCGAUUAGGUAAUUUGGAAUUGGCUAAUUGGGUUGAUGACCUUUUGAGCCAGAGUUCACUUGAUCUUGGCCGGGUGCACGUUAAGGCAGCUAUGAUUGACAUGAAUGCAAAGUGUGGAAAGAUGGGUAGAGCGAAAGAAGUGUUUGAAGAGAUGCCUAAACGUGAUUUAAUUUCAUAUUGUUCCAUGAUUCAAGGAUUGUCAAUACAUGGCCGUGGGGCUGAGGCUGUUAAGCUCUUCGGUAGGAUGCUAAGUGAAGGGCUGGAGCCAGAUGAGAUAGCAUUCACUGUCAUUUUAACAGCCUGUAGUCAUGCAGGGUUAGUUGAAGAGGGAUGGUACUAUUUUGAAACCAUGACAAAUGUUUAUGGUAUAGUUCCAUGUCCUGAUCAUUAUGCGUGCAUGGUUGAUCUUCUUAGCCGGUCAGGGCGUCCAAAUGAAGCAUAUGAACUCAUAAAGUCAAUGCCCAUGGAGCCUCACGCUGGAUCAUGGGGUGCACUUCUCUGGGCCUGUAAAUUGCAUGGUGACAUUGAGUUAGGAAAGGUGGUUGCUAAUCGUCUUUUUGAGCUUGAGCCUCAAAAUGCUGCUACUUAUGUUCUUUUGUCUAACAUAUAUGCUGCUGCGGAGCAGUGGAAAGAUGCUUCCAUUGUGAGGAACAAAAUGAAGGAAAUGGGGGUUAGAAAAAUGCCUGCCCGUAGUUGGGUUAGUUCCCAAGAGUCUAAGACUGAGUUCCAGAUACCGUCUUUUACUUGUACAAGUGAAGUGAAGUUGACAACUUCUAAAAUCUGCACAUCGGCUUUAUCAUUUUGAAGGUCCCAUUUUUUGGAAGUUAAUUUAGCCUAAUGGCAUUUUGGUUUGCUAUAGCUAGAUGAUAUGGACUUAAACCAGUGCUUUACAGUUCGAUAGUUCCCACACUGGACUUCUUUCCAUUGGAAGAUUCGACAAAGGAGGUGAAAAUUGCGAUGCAGUUCAGUGUUGUUUCUUAAGGUUCUCAAUGCACUUAAAAGAACAGGCAUCUUGUCAAACCUUGUCAAGGUCAAGAAAUUAGGUUCAUUAGUUUGAUUAAUAUUGCGCAGUUGAUAAUUUUUGGUUGUCAUAGGCUGUACUAUUAACUUAGAUGCUACCUGUAUAUCCACAAUUUUUGUAUCGGAUGAUAAAUUUAUUUGUCGAAAUCAUGUUCUUGUCAGAAGAUCAGAAACCAUGUGUUUCUUCUCAGGAUGUAUUCAAUACCUUGCAUCCAAGAUCAGCGAGAUCUGGUGAGAGGGGGGAAUGGAGGGACUUCAUCUCUACUUCUUGGUCCGGCCAGAGGUCUGUACCAGCUCACUUAUACAAUGCAGGUGUUCAUAUAUUCUUCUACUUUGGAUUAUAACGUGGGGCAGCUGCUGUGUUUAGAUAUUCUAAAGAUUAAGCUGGUAUGUUGUAUUAUUUGGCAUACUCAGUGGUUUUGCUGCUCAACGCAGCUCAAAAAUAAAGAAACAAGAAAUAAAGAGAGACUCACAGAAUAAUUGAUUGCUUGGUUAAGGGGGUUCUUGUCCAGAUUCUGCCUUGUGCCAUAUAUACGCAUACCAUCAUGUGUAUUCAUGUGGAGUAGUUACAUUUCUGGAAAAUAACUUGGGAUAAAUUUAUUAAAACGAAGUCUUCUGCAAAUUUGAAGAUAUAAUAUUUCAUUGGGAUCAUAAGAACCGAAGUAACAAUAUUUGAACAA
Molecule: messenger RNA, 2773 nt
Organism: Tripterygium wilfordii
Lineage: Eukaryota; Viridiplantae; Streptophyta; Magnoliopsida; Celastrales; Celastraceae
Product: putative pentatricopeptide repeat-containing protein At5g37570
Exons: 2
Coding region: 160-1878 (572 amino acids)
Biological process (GO): RNA modification
Molecular function (GO): protein binding; RNA binding
Source: RefSeq, a predicted model, not a curated record